GAAGGAACCCACCACCACCUUCACUCUCCUAAACAACCUCAAUCCUCUCUCUCUCUCUACUUAUUAAAAAAAAAAAAAAUGGUUUUGGCCUCUCCAAACCCUUUGAAAAUCGAGAAAAUAAGAGACGACAUUGAACUCCCAAUAAUCGACCUCCAUUGGGACCGCACACGAGCCGCCGUGCAGAUCGUGAGAGCCUGCGAAGAGUUCGGGUUUUUCAAAGUCAUUAACCACGGUGUGCCGCAGGAGAUUAUUUCCCGGAUGGAUCGAGAGGCCCACGAGUUCUUCUCCAGGCCAGGGCCCGACAAGCAGCGGGCGGGCCCCGCCAACCCGUAUGGAUACGGGCUGAAAAACAUCGGGCUCAACGGGGACAUAGGCGAGCUCGAGUACCUUCUUUUACAAGCAAACGCUCCCUACAUUUCGGACAAGUCCAAAUACAUUUCCACCGACCCGGAAAAUUUCAGGUGCUUCGGGGCUCGGGCUUCGCAAGAAUUUAUUUCAAUUUAUGUAAACCAUGAUCCACCUCUUAUUAACCAGCUAUAUUUUAGGUGGAGACAGCUUCAGCGGGAACAUCGUCCACCAGAUGGCAGAGCGCAUACGGCGCGAUACGGUGCAGCGAUUGGUUACGUAGCAGCAGUAAAAGGGUUAGCAUGUGAAAUACUGGACAUGAUUGGAGAGGUUUUAUCCGGUGCGGCGCACCCCACGGCCUCCGUUUUCAGCAGGCUAAUCAGCGACGCCCAAAGCGACUCCCUCUUCAGGCUCAACCACUACUUGCCCACGUGUCAUCCCAAGAUUGGGUUCGGGGAGCACACGGACCCUCAGAUCCUGACCCUCCUCCGAUCCAACGGCGUUGGCGGACUCCAAGUCUCCACGGAGGACGGGGUGUGGGUCCCGGUCAGCCCCUACCCAGAGUUGGCUUUUUGUGUCAACGUGGGCGACGUGCUACAGGUGGGCCCCACUAGAUUAUGA
Striga asiatica is the source of this 966-nucleotide messenger RNA. NCBI's taxonomy places the organism in Eukaryota, Viridiplantae, Streptophyta, Magnoliopsida, Lamiales, Orobanchaceae. The record is from the annotation of a GenBank genome assembly.